This is a messenger RNA of Cydia pomonella (codling moth), 3604 nucleotides long. RefSeq lists its product as uncharacterized. Lineage: Eukaryota; Metazoa; Arthropoda; Insecta; Lepidoptera; Tortricidae. The record is from RefSeq and is a predicted model, not a curated record. The transcript has 5 exons. The coding region runs from base 393 to 1256 and encodes 287 amino acids.
UUAUAAGUGUCGCGAUUGAAACGUAUGGAGGAAAUAAAUUAGUGUUCAGUGAGGUAAAGAAAGAAAAGUACAUUGAGCUGAUCCCAUAAGUGUAGUUUUUUUCAAAGUUGAUACGGGACUUUUAAAAUUUGUCCGCAGGCGUAUUAUGCAUGGUUUUGUCCACGUGAAAUCAGUGUCUCUUUCUAACUCCACGCGAUUAAAAGAGAAAAACCAUCGCACAAAAGUGUUAACGAAUAAACGUGUAAACAAAAAGGAAGGAAUCGAAAAAUCCGUAGCUCAGUUGGUCAAGAGCGAUCGGACCUGCGUUCCGAAAGGUCGCAAGUUCGGGUCUUGCCGGAAGCGUUGAUUUUUUCCAUGUUUCCUUGAAUAUAUAAAUUUAAAGUGAAAACGAGAUGGAUAUGAUACCGGAUGAACGAGAGGAAACCAUCAUCGCUGAACUCCUAGCGAUCCUUCGGAAGAAAAGAGAGCUGGUGUUAGAGAGGAUGGAAGACAGUGCUUUAAGUAGUUCGAGAACUGUGCAAAGCAACAAACACAACGAUGGAGAGUACGCCCGGAGCGGCACAGUCCCCAUUUUACCCUCCCUGGACAAAGACAUAGAAAACCUGGAGAACGCCCCAAUGCUGAGCAAGGAGGUGGAUCUGAACAAGAUCUUCACGCCGGCGCCUGAUGCGGAGGAGCAUCUCAUCAAGAAGGAUCGGAAGUUUGAGAAAACCUUCGCCUCCUCAGCGUUUUACGUGCCCGGUGUCCACCCCACGGUCAAAGAGCAGAUGGACCUGGCCCGUGCCAUAUCGAGGAGCCUGAGCGACCAGAGCAACCAUAUGAGUCGCGGACAGAGCAUGUAUGUGAACCGGAAGAAACGGUCCGUCAAAUGGGUGCAUGAGGGCAGAGGUCGCAACACAACGAAUCUAUCCACCACACCAACGCCAGUCCCAACACACGACACGCCCUACCGCCCGCCGUCCAGUCUCCGCAACCAGAAGACCUACCCUAAAUCCGCGCUGAAGCACCCUCUGCCCAAAAUGGAGCCGUUCCCAGUGUCUCCGCCAACGAUUAUCGUGCAAAACCAGGAGAUUCCUAUUCCUAUGGCUCCGACGAAGUUGAAUGAUGUGUACGCGGCGCCCGUAAGUCCUCGCUUGCCGUUGGUGUCAGGCCCGAAUUUCAACGUGGCGCCGCGCGGGUGGGGAGAGAUGAAGGAUUACUACAGACCUGUUGCGCUCGAUGUAGCUGGUGCAGCUCCGCGUUAUUCGGAUUUUUAGUUGGUAGCUCUGUUUAUUUUUAACUCUGCUAUUUUCUAGGUACGAAAAUGACAGUUCGGUUUGCGAAAUUACUGGAGUCCACGCUAAGUUUUCAUGCCAAGUCGCUAAUGGUUCUUUAACAACAAGGUAAUAAAGUAAUUAGCACCCGGUUUUACUUAAAGUAUACUUGAGCUAACUAAACAAUCUUCAUACUAGUUACUUUUCAAUAUUUUAAUUUCUUAGUUUUCUUAGUACCUAUUCCAACUUUUCAAUUCAUAGUCUGUUGUUAAAUUAGAUAAAUGAUUUAACCUAAAGAAGCAAUUUCAUAGUCAAUACGAUUUUUAUCGAAAACAAAUAUUUACAUACUAACGAAUUGAUAUUAUCCCAGACUCACCAAGUAUCAUAACUAGUUGUUUUAUACUCCUAUAUGGAUGGAAUGUGCUUCGCCGCAUUUUUGUAUUCGUAAAGAUAAAGUUUUAUUACCAAUUACCAACCCUAAAUAGCCGAAAGGGAUAGUGCCAUACAUUAGAAAGGGACAGCAUGAUUCGUCCCUGAAUCGCUGUCAAACUUCGGUUUUGUAGGAAGUUUCUUUUCUAUACGGUAGUACUAUUACUUAUUCUGUGGAAAUAGUAAACUCUUUUUUGGACAAAAACACUUAAUAAAAGUAACUUACGAUUAAGACGAGUUUCGUACAAAGGUGAACUUAUCCCUUUCAGGGAUCUCUUCCAGUUAACCUUUGAGUAGUUAGCGUGUUAAGUCUACCCAAUUGAUUUCAUAUUCAAUUUGAAAAAAUGACAGAUCCGUUGGACGCUUGAAGGAUUUAAAAACUGGAGUCGCCUUUAAGAGCUUACCCCUCUGUCGAAAACCUCGGCCAAUGGUCAUAUGUAUUGUAUGGACUGACGUUUAUCUGACAUGACUUUUUGUAUGUAACGUAGAAAUUACACACAAGGCGUCUCCAUUUGUUAAAUCCUAGGUUGGACUAAUUGAGGCAACUGUAAUUUAAGUACCUACCUGGAAUAUAAAAGCGAGCUUAGAGUUAACUAAACUUUUGACAUGCGAUCAACCGUUACCAAAUAAGUUAUGUUUUUAUUUUAGAUUGUACGAGUACUUUUAAAUAAUUAAAUGACGAAGUUUUUAUAAUUAUAAUUUAAACUUAUUAUUUAUUUAUUUCAUUAUAAAACGAUAACAUAUCAACGAAAAAAAACGUCUUAACAGAUAAUCUGUGCCUUUUUGAAAGAGUUUGCUAGUAAGAUGUUUCUUAAAGUUUGAUUAUUCUAUAUAUUAUGGUAUGUAUGUAUGAGUGAUCUGUUUUUCAGAUGAUAACGAAUCUGAGAACUCCAAAGUCAAUAAAAACUAGUCAUAAAUAUGAUUAAAUAAUAAUAAAUUGAGCUAAAUGUGUACGAUAUAAGAUUAUUACAUUAGUUAUUUCAGUAUUUAAAAAUGCUUCAUCGUGUUAUAUUUAUAAACAUAUUUUAUUAAAUUUUUGCCCUCUAAAAUAAAAUCCGCAUUUACUGUUGUGUUUUUUUUUGUUAUAGUUCAUAUUAUACACAGAGAAUAUAAUUAUAGUGACAAUUAAGGCAAGGGCUAUAACCGGAAAUCGAAGUUAGUCAAUUGCGGGCAUUUUUCUAUGUCACUCUAAUUACGUCUCAGUAAAAGUAAAAGAGAUCCCCGCAAUUUGCGAAUUUCGGUUUUCGCGGUAGGCCCCCAGAGCUCACCGGCUGCUUGUGCAUUAACGUGCGCGCAUGCUAAAAUGUUAGCCAUGCCCGCACGUCACGCGCUUUGCCGUCUCUUAUAGCAUCUGGGGGCCUACCGCGAAAACCGAAAUUCGCAAAUUGCGGGGAUUUUUCUCUUUUACUUUUACAGAGACGUAAUUAGAGUCACAUAGAAAAAUGCCCGCAAUUGACGAACUUUGAUUUCCGAUUUUCCCUGUAUUUCAACGCGCACGCGCACCUGUCUAUACCUUUACAGUUUAUUAAUUUAGAUACAUAUUAUACCUAGUCAUUUUAUAAAUAUACUACUGAAAGUUUCUUAAAUCAGUUUUUGACUAAAACUAAUUACCUACGUACUUUUUAGUAUUUAAGUGAUUUAAUAUGUUUUUUUUUAUAUUUGUUUUUGUAUAUCAGUACUAGGUAAAUUUUUUAUUAACUUGCCUUAAAAUAUUUUGAUGCGUAUACGUAAGAAUAUUUAAAAGUUAACAUCGUAUGAUAUGUUUAUUGUAAGUAUUAUUGUUGUUGUCACCAUUAAAAUAGUUUAUUAAUUUUAUAUAUCUAUCUACCGAAAAUAAAACAUAAAUAAAUAAAUAAGUACUAUAAUUGUAUUGGAUUUGUUGUGAUUGUGAUACUUUGUUAGUGAAUAAAUGAUAAAACAAC